AUGAGGACACCAUCGUGGACCGUUGGUCCGGCUAGCAUAGCCGGACUGCUGAUGAUCCCCUUGCUUCCUGUCCAUGCAUCCGUGGAGGAUCCACGCGUGCUCCCGGCGCCGCCCAUGGGGUUCAACAAUUGGGCACGUUUCGAAUGCGAUCUGAACCAGACGCUGUUCACCGAGACCGCCGAGGCGAUGGCGAAGCGCGGUCUACGGGAUGCAGGCUACGACCGCCUCAAUCUCGACGACUGCUGGCUGCAGCACUCGCGCUCCGCCAACGGUUCGCUGCAAUGGAACACGACCCUGUUCCCGCAGGGCAUCCCCUGGCUAGCCCGCUUUGUUAAGAACCGGGGCUUCCAACUGGGUAUCUAUGAGGACUCGGGCAACCAGACCUGCGGCGGCUACCCGGGCUCCUAUGGUCAUGAGCAGCAGGACGCCGAGACCUUCGCCAGCUGGGGGAUUGACUAUCUCAAGCUCGACGGCUGCAAUGUCUACCCCGAGCAGGGCCGCACCAUCGGCCAGGAGUACUACCGCCGGUACCACCAGUGGCACGAGAUCCUCAGCGCCAUGGCGCAUCCGUUGAUCUUCUCCGAGUCGGCGCCGGCGUACUUCCUCGGCAACGACACAGCCUGGUCGGACGUCAUGGAUUGGAUUCCCUUCAAUGGAGAGCUGGCGCGGCACUCGGACGAUAUCCUCGUGUACAGUGGUGCGGGCAGCCCCUGGGACAGCAUCAUGUCCAACUACCACUACAACACCCUGCUCGUGCGCUACCAGCAGCCGGGCUACUACAAUGACCCAGACUUUUUGAUUCCGGACCAUCCCCGCCUGUCGGCGGUUGAGAAGCGCUCGCAGUUCGCCCUCUGGGCCUCGCAGGGUGCUCCGCUUAUCAUCAGUGCUUACAUUCCGGGUUUGUCGGACGACGAAAUCAAGUUCCUCAGCAACAAGGACCUGAUCGCCGUGGACCAGGACCCGCUGGCCCAGCAGGCUGCCCUGGUCAGCCGUGACGCCGACUUCGACGUGCUCACCCGCACGCUGGCCAACGGGGACCGCCUGGUGACCGUGCUGAACCGCGGCAACAACACUGCGGAAACCACCGUCUCCCUGGAUCGGAUGGGCCUGGUCUCUGGCUGCGGGUUCCGCGCGAAGGAUCUUGUAUCUGGCGAUGUAGCCUUGGUCAACAAGGAGCUCCACGUCCGACUGGCCAGUCACGCUACCAGCGUGCAUCGCUUGACCCCUCCGCGGAACUGUGGCUCCGUCACCCCGACCGGCAUGGUAUUCGGUACCAAUUCGGGCCACUGCCUGACUGCCUCUGGUUCCUCGGUCACGUUCGAGACCUGCAACGCGGCCGAUUCCCAGGUCUGGAGCAUUAAUGACAAGGGCAGCAAGUUGUCCCUGAGCCCCCUGUCGGAUCAGUCGUUGUGUCUCGCUGCCCGCAAUGGAAACACUGUGUCCCUUGCCAAAUGCCGUGGCAGUGAUGAGACGUGGUCACACUUUAUCACCGGCCAUCUCCAGAAUGACCAGGCUGGCGGCUGCUUGACGGAGUCGGCUGCUGGCGCGGCCCGACUUGGUUCGUGCUCGUUGGGACAGGCGGGACAGAUCUUGGGACUGCCGAGUGGUGUCAAGCUGGCAUCCGUGCAGAAAUAA
This is a messenger RNA of Penicillium lagena, 1635 nucleotides long. It is a transcript of the gene aglA, whose product is annotated as putative alpha-galactosidase. The transcript has a single exon. Gene Ontology annotation, molecular function: hydrolase activity, hydrolyzing O-glycosyl compounds. Bases 1 to 1635 code for a protein of 544 amino acids. Gene Ontology annotation, biological process: carbohydrate metabolic process. The record is from RefSeq and is a predicted model, not a curated record. NCBI's taxonomy places the organism in Eukaryota, Fungi, Ascomycota, Eurotiomycetes, Eurotiales, Aspergillaceae.